This is a messenger RNA of Plasmopara halstedii, 2517 nucleotides long. Its product is annotated as Transcriptional regulator BRCA1. The transcript is spliced from 4 exons. Gene Ontology annotation, molecular function: ubiquitin-protein transferase activity. The coding region runs from base 1 to 2517 and encodes 838 amino acids. NCBI's taxonomy places the organism in Eukaryota, Oomycota, Peronosporomycetes, Peronosporales, Peronosporaceae. Gene Ontology annotation, cellular component: plasma membrane; BRCA1-A complex; BRCA1-BARD1 complex. Gene Ontology annotation, biological process: double-strand break repair via homologous recombination; negative regulation of fatty acid biosynthetic process; positive regulation of transcription by RNA polymerase II. The record is from RefSeq and is a predicted model, not a curated record.
AUGGAUCAACAUUUCGCUGGCGAGAAUAGCGCAUGGACGCUUGAGAGGCUGAAGCGUGCCGUGGAGAACUUCUCGGCACAAUUGCAGUGCUCUAUUUGCCUGUGCCCAUACGACAAUUCUGUUUCAUUGCCCUGUAAUCAUUGUUUCUGUGAAGAAUGCAUCCAUCGUGCGCUGGAGCUCAAAGCAUUGUGCCCCAUCUGCAAAGCGCCGGCUAACAAGCGACGUUUACGCUACGAUACAACUGUCCAGGAGCUUCUUCGAGCCACUGAAAUGCUGUGCGCUGCUUCAUCUUCAAAAGGAAAACAUGUGGUCAAUCAAACGCAUCAUCAAGAUGAAAAGCAGGUAAAAAAUGAGUCAACGCAGCAUGUAAUCGCUGCUCCAGCGACCAAAAUUGCAAUAACAGGAGAUGUUGCGAAGGCUACAACACCGAAAACGAAGGCAAAGCUACGACUUUGUACUAAACGCAGUUCACAAAAUAGUCCACCAAUUCAAUCGACGCUGAUGGAGAAAAGGGUUGGUGGAAUAACCGUGCAUCUGAUAAAUGGUCUGAAAAUCAAGCAAGAAUCCCUUUCAACGGCAAUUGCGAAUUCAGCCAAAUGGAGAAUGCUGUCGCGGAAAUUUGAUGGAAAUGUGGAAGCAACGCAAAAAAAAUUGCCUGCACUUUGUGAGGUCUCAACGUCAAGCAAUCACAACGUAAGUGCGACGAAUGAUACAAUAAAUAAGGAUAAUUUGGUAUCAUGGAGGCAGUGCUCGGAUACCCGUAAAACUGAUUUGCAUACUGUCGCCACAGACAUGCCACUGGAUAGAAAUCGACAAAGUCUAGAUCUUCGAACGUAUAUUCUACGACAACAGCGAUCUAUUACGAAAGCACAAACAUUAGACAUAGUCAAUACCGAUGAAAUACAAAUAACCCAAGCAGCAGAGCAAAACGACCAAAAAAUGAUUUCAUCACGGCGGCGGAAGUUCAAUUUGGAGAAAGACGAAACCGAUCACAUCGUGGCUGAAACUCAAUCAGAAAUAGUCGAAUUCAUGCAGCACGAGACAUCAAAACGACGGCGACGGUCAGCUACAGAUUUAAACACCGAUGAAAAAGGCACGAAAGGAUUAAUUUUACGACGAAGACGUUCAAAUUCAGAUGCAAUUGGUGUGAGUAAUUACAAAAACGAAAUGAGAGUAAAUGCAGCGGAAGUAAAGUCGCAUACCUUGGCGAUAUUGAAUAGUCGGGGAGUUGCUAAGACUGAAGGUAUAAGAUGUGCAGAUAGCACGAAUGCGCUGACGACUUUGGCAAAAGCAAAAUCAGCGCUUGAUAGAAGACAAGCAUCGUGCAAUGGUGCGGCAGAGUCAGCAAAGCAUUCAUCACUGCUUUAUUCCAGCCAAGGGCAGUCUCUCACGCGAGUCGCGGCUUUUCAACUUGGAGAUCUGGUGGAUGUGAUCGAACGACAAUGGAUAGGCAUUAAUCGAAGAGAUAAUCGCGUGCCUGGUUCUUUCAUUCGGAGACCUGCAGAUGAAUUAGUCUCAGACUCGACACCAAGUCGCGCAGUAAAGAUACGCCAUCGUCGGCAGUCUCUCAAUCCCAUGACUUCCUCAAAUUUACUAACUGCAAAAGAGAAAGGAUUGUCUCAUUUCGUCGGUGAGGAGGGUGUCAAGACGAAAACCAAGACAAACUUAAUAGCUGACAGUAAGCAAUUUGGAAUGGUGUUUCUCUGUUCUGGAUUCAGGGGGGAUCGAAUGCAGCAGAUUAUCAAAUGGGCUGAACUACUUGGAGCCAAAAUCGUCAAUCACUGGUCCAACGAUGUUACGCAUUUAAUAGUGAAAUGCGUCAGUGGGAAUGAUAUCGAAGAGGAUCCUUUGGUCGACAAUUCUGACUCUGGCAUUUCGCCGCAAAGACAACUCAAUGGUAAGCGUAAAUUAUUUCAAGACGAAAUGUGUGGACGCUGGGUGAAAAUCAGGUCAUUAAAAUACCUCAAGGCAUUGAUUGGAGGUCGCUGGAUUGUGAGCGACGAAUGGCUUCAAGCCUGUGCCGCCCAUUGUGGCUACAUUAGCGAAGAAAAUUAUGAAGCUGACGGUCAUUGGAAAGGCAGACAAAUUCCUAAUGCCGUCAAGCGCUCACGUAUGGCUCGAGAAAAGCUUCUUCAGCUGUCUUUACCAAGUAUGGACCGCACAAACAUUGGCACGAUGUUGUUCGCAAACUACUGCUUUCAUUUGACUGGUGAAUUCCUUUCCCCUAUGCCACCGAAAUCAGAAUUACAUACGUUGAUAAACAUGGGUGGUGGAAGGCUUAUUGUUUCAAUCGAUGACAUUCCUCAAAAAAUGCAAAAGCUCGAGAAUCGCUCCCGAAAGCUUAUUAUUGUGUCCGAUAAAAUUAAUCCAAUUGCGCUACGUCAGCAGACUAAAGUGCUAAAAACGCAGCCGCAAUUGAGUUCAGUCUCCUUGUUGGUCAUUGUGAAUUACCUGUGGGUAAUCAAUAGCAUCAGUGAAGCCAAGUUGCGCGAUUUUCCUCAACAUGAGAGAGAUUGA